UACCGGCGAGCGCCCGGCGGCGGCUGAGCGUCUCCUGUCGCGCAGGGGGCGGCCCGGCCGUAGGGAGAGACGGGUGGGGCCUGCCGUCCCUCCUCCAGAGCCUCCGCUCCGGCUGGACGGUCCCGCUGCAGCAGGCUUCUCUUCAGCAGACGAGCAGAGGGCGCAGCGGCCUCCGGAGGCGCGGAUGCGAGCCCCGCCCGGCGCCCCAUCACAGCCUCCGGGGCCGCACGCUUCUCUCCAGGUAGCGGGAAGACGGCCAGGUCCCCGGCGUAGCGAGCUCGGGAUGGGCAGCUGUCAAAAAAAGCACAAACAAUGGAAGGAUGGAUACCAUUGCAUAUAUUAAAAGCAUGUUGAAAGGCAAAUAAGAAAGCCAGGAAUCUCAGCAUGAAUUGGUCUAGAUCUAGAUCAGAUGGUGGUGGUGAAGAAACCUCAUCUCAAGACCAGAAUCAUCAUGAAAACGAGAGAAGGUGGCAGCAAGAGCGUCUCCACAGAGAAGAAGCCUAUUAUCAGUUUAUUAAUGACCUCAAUGACGAAGAUUACCGGCUAAUGAGAGACCAUAAUCUUUUAGGCACGCCUGGAGAAAUAACAUCAGAAGAAUUACAGCAACGGUUAGAUGGAGUCAAGGAACAGCUAGCAUCUCAGCCUGACUUGAGAAAUGGGACUAACACCAGAGACUCAGGGGUCCCUCGAGAAAGUUCAAAUGAAGAUUCUCUGCUGGAAUGGCUCAACACCUUUCGUCGCACGGGAAAUGCAACUCGAAGUGGACAGAAUGGGAACCAGACUUGGAGAGCUCCCACACUGCAUCAGCUCAUGUGUGAUCUCCAGCUCUUUUCAAAUUCAUCUUGCUGCUUUCUGCGCGUCUCUCUGGAGGAGUCUCACGUGUGCUUGCAAACAAGUUCUCUCAGGUUCUGCCCAUUGUCUGUGUCUAUAACAUGAGUAACAAUCUGAUAUUGUGGCGGUCGUAUUUUAGAUCUGUCAACUCUGGAACUGCACCCAAGAAACAACUUCCUCUAAGGGUAGACUCUGAGGAUUGGGUUAUUUUCUACAGUAUUUGUGGACUAAAAUAGGUAGGGCUUUGCUCCUUCAUCUGUGACAUAUUUUUUUGCUGUCUCUUUUUUUUUUUUUUCCUUUUUUUAUGAGUGGGAUUGUGUUCCUGUCUUACUGGUUGUUUGGCCUGAGGCUUCCAACACUGGAGUCUGUAGACUGUUGGGUAGAGCUGGGUCUUGGUGCUGAGAUGAGGAGAAAAUAGGCAAUCUACCUGAAAAAUAAUUCAGAGUAAUGAUAGUAAAGAUGAUCCAGAAUCUCAGAAAUAGAAUGGAAGCAGGGAUUGAGAAAAUACAAGAAAUGUUUAACAAAGAUCUAGAAAAUUAAAGAACAAACAAACAGAGAUGAACAACACAAUAACUGAAAUGAAAAAUACACCAGAAGAAUCAAUAACAGAAUAACUGAGGCAGAAGAACAAAUAGAUGAGCUGGAAGACAAAAUGGUGGAAAUAACUGCUGAGGAGCAGAAUAAAGAAAAAAAGAAUGAAAAUAAUUGAAGACAACCUCAGAGACCUCUGGGACAACACUAAAUGCACCAACAUUCGAAUUAUAGGGGUCGCAGAAGAAGAGGAGAAAAAGAAAGGGUCUGAGAAAAUACUUUAAGAGAUUAUAGUCGAAAAAUUCCCUAACAUGGGAAAGGAAAUAGUCACCCAAGUCCAGGAAGCACACAGAGUCCCAUACAGGAUAAACCCUAGGAGAAACACACCAAGACACAUAUUAACCAAACUAACAAAAAUUAAAUUCAAAGAAAAAAUAUUAAAAGCAGCAAGGAGAAACAAAAAAUAACAUACAAAGGGAUCCCUAUAAGGUUAUCAGCUGAUUUUUCAACAGAAACUCUGCAGGCCAGAUGGGAGUGGCAGGAUAUACUUAAAGUGAUGAAAGAGAAACACCUACAACCAAGAUUACUCUACCCAGCAAGGAUCUCAUUCAGAUUCAACAGAGAAAUCAAAUGCUUUUCAGACAAGCAAAAGCUAAGAGAAUUCAGCACCACCAAACCAGCUUUACAACAAAUGCUAAAGAAACUUCUCCAGGCAGGAAACACAAGAGAAGAAAAAGACCCACAAAAACAAACCCAAAACAAUUAAGAAAAUGGUAAUAGAAACAUACAUAUCGAUAAUAACCUUGAAUGUAAAUGGAUUAAAUGCCCCAACCAAAAGACACAAACUGCCUGAAUGGAUACAAAAACAAGACCCACAUAUAUGCUGUCUACAAGAGACCCACUUCAGACCUAGGGACACAUACAGACUGAAAGUGAAGGGAUGGAAAAAGAUAUUCCACGCACAUGGAAAUCAAAAGAAAGCUGGAGUAGCAAUACUCAUAUCAGAUAAAAUAGACUUUAAAAUAAAGACUGUUACAAGACAUAAGGAAGGACACUACAUAAUGAUCAAGGGACCAAUCCAAGAAGAAGGUAUAACAAUUAUAAAUGUUUAUGCACCCAACACAGGAGCACCUCAAUACAUAAGGCAAAUGCUAACAACCAUGAAAGGGGAAAUCGACAGUAACACAAUAAUAGUAGGGGACUUUAACACCUCAUUUACACCAAUGGACAGAUCAUCUAAACAGAAAAUAAAUAAGGAAACACAAGUUUUAAAUGACACAUUAGACCAGAUAUAUUUAAUUGAUAUUUAUAGAACACUCCACCCAAAAGUGGCAGAAUACACUUUCUUCACAAGUGCACACGGAACGUUCUCCAGGGUAGAUCACAUCUUGUGUCACAAAUCAAGCCUCGGAAAAUUUAAGAAAAUUGAAAUCGUAUCAGUCAUCUUUUCUGACCACAAUGCUAUGAGAUUGGAAAUCAAUUACAUGAAAAAAACUCUAAAAAUCACAAAUACAUGGAGGCUAAACAGUGCGCUACUAAAUAACCAAGAGAUCACUGAAUAAAUCAAAGAAGAAAUAAAAAAAUAAUAAACAAGUGACAACAAAAACACAACAACCCAAAACCUAUUGGAUGCAGCAAAAGCAGUUCUAAGAGGGAAGUUUAUAGCAAUUCAAUUUCACCUCAAGAAACAAGAAAAAUCUCAAAUAAACAAUCUAACCCUACACUUAAAACAACUAGAGAAAGAAGAACAAAGAAAACCCAAAGUCAGUAAAAGGAAAGAAAUCAUAAAGAUCAAAGCAGAAGUAAAUGAAAUAGAAACAAAGAAAACAAUAGCAAAGAUCAAUAAAACUAAAAGCUUGUUCUUUGAGAAGAUAAACAAAAUUGAUAAACCCUUAGCCAGACUCAUCAAGAAAAAAAGGGAGAGGACGCAAAUCAAUAAACUUAGAAAUGAAAAAGGAGAAAUCACAACUGACACCACAGAAAUACAAAGGAUUAUAAGAGACUACUACAAACACUUAUAUGCCAGUAAAAUGGACAACCACGAAGAAAUGGACAAAUUCUUGGAAAGGUACAAUUUUCCAAGACUGAACCAGGAAGAAUUAGAAAAUAUAAACAGACCUAUCACAAGUAAUGAAAUUGAAACCAUAAUUGAAAAUCUUGCAACCAACAAAAGUCCAGGAUGAGAUGGCUUCACAAGCGAAUUCUAUCAAACAUUUAGAGAAGAGCUAACACCAAUCCUUCUCAAACUCUUCCAAAAUAUUGCAGAGGGAGAAACACUCCCAAAUUCAUUCUACGAAGCCACCAUCACCCUGACACCAAAACCAGAAAAAGAUAUCACAAAAAAAGAAAAUUAUUGACCAAUAUCACUGAUGAACAUAGAGGUGAAAAUCCUGAACAAAAUGCUAGCAAACAGAAUCCAACAACACAUUAAAAGGGUCAUACACCAUGACCAAAGGGGAUUUAUCCCAGGGAUGCAAGGAUUCCUCAAUAUAUGCAAAUCAAUCAAUGGGAUACACCACAUUAACAAAUUAAGGAAUCAAAACCAUAUGAUCAUCUCAAUAAAUGCAGAAAAAGCUUUUGACAAAAUCAACACCCAUUUAUGAUAAAAACUCUCCAGAAAAUGGGCAUAGAGGGAAGCUACCUCAACAUAAUAUAGGCCAUAUUUGACAAACCUACAGCAAACAUCAUACUCAAUGGUGAAAAACUAAAAGCAUUUCCACUAAGAUCAGGCACAAGACAAGGACGUCCACUCUCGCCACUCUUAUUCAACAUAGUUUUGGAAGUCCUAGCCAUGGCAAUCAGAGAAGAAAAAGAAAUAAAAGGAAUACAAACUGGAAAAGAAGAAGUAAAACUGUCACUGUAGAUGACAUGAUACUAUACAUAGAAAAUGCUAAAGAUGCCACCUGAAAACUACUAGAACUAAUCAAUGAAUUUGGUAAGGUUGCAGGAUACAAAAUUAAUGCACAGAAAUCUCUGGCAUUCCUAUACACCACCAACAAAAAAUCAGAAAGAGAAAUUAAGGAAACACUCCCAUUUACCAUUGCAACAAAAAGCAUAAAAUACCUAGGAAUAAACCUGCCUAAGGAGGCUAAAGACUUGUACUCAGAAAGCUAUAAAACACUGAUGAAAGAAAUCAAAGAUGACAUAAACAGAUGGAGAAAUACACCAUGUUCUUAGAUUGGAAGAAUCAAUAUUGUGAAAAUGACUAUACUACCCAAAGUAAUCUACAGAUUCAGUGCAAUCUCUAUCAGACUACCAAUGGCAUUCUUCACAGAAUUAGAACAAAAAAUGUUACAAUUCGUAUGGAAACACAAAAGACCCCAAAUAGCCAAAGCAAUCUUGAGAAAGAAAAACAGAGUUGGAGGAAUCAGGCCCCCUGACUUCAAACUAUAUCACAAAGCUACAGUAGUCAAGACAGUAUGGUACUGUCACAAAAACAGAAAUAUAGAUCAAUGGUACAGGAUAGAAUGCCCAGAGAUAAACCCAUGCACAUAUGGUCACCUAAUUUACGAUAAAGGAGGAAAGAGCAUACAAUGGAGAGAAGACAGCCUCUUCAAUAAGUGGUGCUGGGAAAACUGGACAGCUACAUGUAAAAGAAUGAAAUUAGAACACUCCCUAACACCAUACACAAAAAUAAAAUCCAGAUGGAAUAAAGACCUAAAUGUAAGACCAGACACUAUAAAACUCUUAGAGGAAAACAUAGGAAAAUCAGUCUUUGACAUAAACCACAGCAAGAUCUUUUUUGACCCAUCUCCUAGAGUAAUGGAAAUAAACACAAAAAUAAACAAAUGGGACCUAAUUAAACUUCAAAGCUUUUGCACAGCAAAGGAACCAUAAACAAGACAAAAAGACAACCCUCAGAAUGGGAGAAAAUAUUUUCAAAUGAAACAACAGACAAAGGAUUCAUCUCCAAAAUAUACAAACAGUUCAUGGUGCUCAAUAUCAAAUAAACAAACAAUCCAAUUAAAAAAUUGGGGGGCUUCCCUGGUGGCGCAGUGGUUGAGAAUCUGCCUGCCAAUGCAGGGGACACGGGUUCGAGCCCUGGUCUGGGAAGAUCCCACAUGCCGCGGAGCAACUAGGCCCGUGAGCCACAAUUACUGAGCCUGCGCGUCUGGAGCCUGUGCUCCGCAACAAGAGAGGCUGUGAUAGUGAGAGGCCUGCGCACCGUGAUGAAGAGUGGUCCCCACUUGCCACAACUAGAGAAAGCCCUCGCACAGAAACGAAGAUCCAACACAGCCAUAAAUAAAUAAAAAAUAAAUAAAAAAAUGAAAAAAAAAAAAAAAUUGGGAGAAGACCUAAAUAGACAUUUCACCAAAGAAGACAUACAGAUGGCCAAGAGGCACAUGAAAAGAUGCUCAACAUCACUAAUUAUUAGAGAAAUGCAAAUCAAAACUACAAUGAGGUAUCACCUCACACCUGUCAGAAUGGCCAUUAACAAAAACAUCUAGAAACAAUAAAUGCUGGAAAGGGUGUGGUGAAAGCGAACCCUCCUGCACUGUUGGUGGGAUGUAAAUUGAUACAACCACUAUGGAGAACAGUAUGGAGGUUCCUUAAAAAACUAAAAAUAGAACUACCAUACGACCCAGCAAUCCCACUACUGGGCAUAUACCCUGAGAAAACCAUAAUUCAAAAAGAGUCAUGUACCACAGUGUUCACUGCAGCACUGUUUACAAUAGCCAGGACAUGGAAGCAACCUAAAUGUCCAUUGACAGAUGAAUGGAUAAAGAAGAUGUGGCACAUAUAUACAAUGGAAUAUUACUCAGCCAUAGAAAGAAAUGAAAUUGAGUUAUUUGUAGUGAGGUGGAUGGACCUAGAGUCUGUCAUACAGAGUGAAGACAGAAAGAGAAAAACAAAUACUGUAUGCUAACGCAUAUAUAUGGAAUCUUAAAAAAAAAAAAAAAUGGUACUGAUGAACCUAGUUGCAGGGCAGGAAUAAAGAUGUAGACAUAGAGAAUGGACUUGAGGACAUGGGGGGUGCGGGGGAAGCUGGGGCGAAGUGAGAGUAGCAUGGACAUAUAUACACUACCUAAUGUAAAAUAGUCAGCUAGUGGGAAGCAGCAGCAUAGCACAGGGAGAUCAGCUUGGUGCUUUGAGAUGACCUA
Balaenoptera ricei (Rice's whale) is the source of this 6464-nucleotide messenger RNA. RefSeq names its product ring finger protein 6 (gene RNF6). Gene Ontology annotation, biological process: protein ubiquitination; positive regulation of DNA-templated transcription; ubiquitin-dependent protein catabolic process. Gene Ontology annotation, molecular function: ubiquitin protein ligase activity. Gene Ontology annotation, cellular component: nucleoplasm; cytoplasm. The transcript has 6 exons. The record is from RefSeq and is a predicted model, not a curated record. NCBI's taxonomy places the organism in Eukaryota, Metazoa, Chordata, Mammalia, Artiodactyla, Balaenopteridae. The coding region runs from base 385 to 936 and encodes 183 amino acids.